Molecule: messenger RNA, 441 nt
Organism: Rodentolepis nana
Lineage: Eukaryota; Metazoa; Platyhelminthes; Cestoda; Cyclophyllidea; Hymenolepididae
Source: the annotation of a GenBank genome assembly
AUGAAUCAACAGUCCCAACAGAAUUCAAGAGUAAUUUCAACUGCCGAUUUAUCCACGCCAUUGUCAGUCCACGGAUCGAAUUCUGUUCUGAUUAAUUCAGGAUUGUCUGCGAAUACUUCAAUGAUCGCUAGAAUGGCCCAUCAGAACAACAGUAAUAACAAUAACUAUGGUCAGUACUAUCUACGGUUCUUGCGACACCAUUCUACCAGAGCUAGCCCUGUGACAGUGCAUUGGCUCCUUCAGAACUACGAAACAGCUGAAGGUGUUAGUCUACCGAGGAGUCUUCUCUACUCGCAUUACCUCAAUCACUGCUUGGAUUAUUGGCUAGAACCGAUGAAUCCAGCUUCGUUUGGCAAACUCAUCCGAUCCGUCUUUGUUGGUCUUCGAACUCGUAGGCUUGGAACUCGGUAUGCGGUCGCUUCACUUUAUCAAUGCCAUUAA